AUGGGUUGGAACACAUGGAACGCUUUCAAGUACAACGUGAGCUCGGAGCUGCUUGUUCAAACGGCAGAUUUGCUGGUUUCAACGGGGCUAAAGGACGUCGGCUACACGAAUCUUGUGCUCGACGAUGGCUGGCAGGCGCUCAACCGAAGCGAUGAUGGCAGGCCACAGGCGAAUGUCACCAAAUUCCCCAACGGCAUUCCACCCGUGGCUCAACAUGCUCACAAUGUCGGACUGCAGUUCGGGAUUUACAUGACCAACGGCAUCAAAGGCUGUGGUCCCAAGGACCCCGGCUCCUGGGGCUACGAAGAGAUUGACGCUCAGGAAUUCGCCGACUGGGGAGUCGAUUACCUCAAAUACGACAACUGUGGGACCUUUGAGGCUGGCACGCAUCCGCCGCAGAGUCGCUUCCGAGUGAUGGGCAACGCACUUCGAGAGACGGGUCGAGACAUUUUGUUUUCGCUCUGCCAGUGGGGCGAUCAGUUCCCCUGGUUCUGGGCCGACCAGAUCGCACACUCUUACCGCAUCAGCGGCGACAUCACCGCCACAUUCUCCGACACGGGCAAGGACUGCGCAUGCAAGACUGCCUACUGCCUCAACACUGGCUAUGCCGGAUGCUCGGUCAUGACGAUAAUUCGCAAGAUGCGCGAGAUCUCGUACUUCCAGCAUCCGGGGUCCUUUGCCGACAUGGACAUGCUCGAAAUCGGAAUCGCCAACAUGACUCUUGACGAAGAACGGACUCACUUUUCGUUUUGGGCGGCGCUCAAGUCACCGCUCAUCAUUGGUGCAGACCUGCGUACGAUCUCGAACGAGUCGCUCUCGGUGCUCAGGAACGAAAAGAUGAUCGCCGUGAACCAGGACAAGCUUGGUGCGGCAGUCGAGUACCUCGCCGACAUCAGCAAGGAACGUGCAUUCCAGACAUGGGCAGGCCGGCUGAGCGGAAAUCGAACCAUCGUCCUGGCUUUCAACGAGCUCAACGACACGAUCACUGUAGAUGUACCCUUCUCCGCUGUUCCUGGUCUCGAUAGCGAAAACAGGUACAAGCUCGAGGAGGUCUGGAGCGGAUUCAGCGGCCACGUCAAGGGCAACAUCUCUGCGACUCUUGCAUCUCACGAGACCAAGGUGUUUAUCCUAAAACAAGAUUGA
Molecule: messenger RNA, 1143 nt
Organism: Moesziomyces aphidis
Lineage: Eukaryota; Fungi; Basidiomycota; Ustilaginomycetes; Ustilaginales; Ustilaginaceae
Source: the annotation of a GenBank genome assembly